Melitaea cinxia (Glanville fritillary) is the source of this 429-nucleotide messenger RNA. Its product is annotated as elongation factor-like GTPase 1. Gene Ontology annotation, molecular function: ribosome binding; GTPase activity. The transcript has 3 exons. The record is from RefSeq and is a predicted model, not a curated record. Lineage: Eukaryota; Metazoa; Arthropoda; Insecta; Lepidoptera; Nymphalidae. Gene Ontology annotation, cellular component: ribonucleoprotein complex; cytosol. Gene Ontology annotation, biological process: cytosolic ribosome assembly. Bases 1 to 429 code for a protein of 142 amino acids.
AUGAAAGGAGGUCUUCCGGCCACGGGCGUGCAUCCGGCCCGAUUCGUCACGUCCGGUAAACUGUACGCUGCACUGGGCAGGCGUGGUGGCAGAGUGGUCGCCAGCGACCUGCAGAGCGGCUCGGCGUCGUUCCGCGUGCGCGCCUUGAUGCCCGUCGCCGAAAGCUUCAAGUUCGCGAUGGAGCUGCGGACUCAUACGUCAGGCCUCGCUGCGCCACAGAUGAUGUUCAGUCAUUGGGAGGUAAUCGACAUCGAUCCGUUCUGGAAACCGAGAACAGAAGAGGAAUAUUUGCACUGGGGUGAGAAGUGGGACGGAGUGAACAGAGCAAAGGCCUACAUGGACGCCGUGAGGACGAGGAAGGGUCUAGCAACAGACAAGCAACUGGUGCAACAUGCUGAGAAACAGAGGACAUUGUCUAAAAAGAAAUAG